UGAAGUCGCUUUGGAGAAAAGCAUCGGAGAAAUGAAUAAAUAUAACGGUAGCUGCAGGGCGUCUCUCCUGUUCCACGUUAUUUUUCACACUCCUAUUGACCCCCGUGUUCUUGAUGCGAACGGCAGCGCGCCCCACCACCCCCACGCGGUCUGCUCAGACAAGUUUGCCAGUACGAGAGGGAACGCCUCCGUUCUCAAGGCCCGUAUUGAAUCCCAUAAAACACGCGGGCGUGACCGGGGGGCCUCCGCAAUAAAAGUACGCAGUCGCUGGCGUGUUCCUGGCGGGAUCACGUGAGCACAUGGGGACAGGGAGGAGAACACGCUUCCUCCGUCGGUCCACACGCACGCCGGCAGCAUGGUGUCGGGGAAGAAGGCCAAGCUGCUCGUUUUUGAGCUGCUGCAGUUUGCAGGGCUCGUCACGCCCGUCUUCGUGGCGAUGCAGCGCUUUGCGGGCGUCGUUCGCCAAGCCCAGGGGGGCACGCAGCCCUCGAGGGACCCGAGCGUAGCCUACUGGCUCAUCGUGGCCUCCUCCAUCGCCUACGUUGCCACGACGACCCUGCUGGUGUGGCUGCCUGUCAAGUACCUGGUGUUCAGGAGGUCCGGCUUCUUCAGGGAGAGGAGGAGCUGGAGACCCGUGAGCCUCGUGUUCGUCACCCUCUCCACACUGCCUUGCUUCGCCUUCAUCGUCGCCAGCUCCCAGGUGCAGAUCCAUCAGAGCGGGGAGUACGAUUCCUUCGGCGAGCUGCCCGUGUCCCUGGUCCUGCUCUCGCUCAUCUGCGUGGACGUCAUAGAGAGGAUCCGUCCACGGCGCUUGACAGGCCAAGAUGAGAUCGCGACGAGCGCGGCCUUUCCGGGCCCGGCGCUCGUUCUCACGGAGUCGGUUUCCACGGUGACGGGACAGCUUGAUGACCAUGGAGAUGAAAGGUGGACCAGAGCCAACGGGUCAGCGGACUUCCACCGUUAUAGCGGCCCGGUCCUGACCUCCCUUGUGGCUCACGAGCCAGACCUGGACGGCCCUCUCCGGUGGCUGCGUGUUCACGACCCCCGCUCCAAACUCUUUGUGUCCGGGUUCCUCUUCUGGCUGGACACGGUGGAGAUGCUCAGAGUGGCCUCACUGCCCUCCAUCUACCUGUCCAACUGGCUUUUUCCCAUUUACGUAGUGAGCUACCUGUCAUCCCUACGGGUCAUCGCAGCCCCUCAGAGCCCCUGUGGGCCCUCGCUGGGGGUCUGGCUCCAGGACUUCCCUUUCCUCAUCCUCCGCAUUGCUCUCAUCGCUGCCUUUGGUCUGGUGACCCCUGUACUCUACCUGGUCAAGAAUCUUCUGGUCACCCUGAGUUUUGUGUAUUUCAACUACAUGAUCAAGCUGAGGAUCUUCAACACAGAGCGUUUGCUGUAGCGUCAC
Molecule: messenger RNA, 1402 nt
Organism: Scleropages formosus (Asian bonytongue)
Lineage: Eukaryota; Metazoa; Chordata; Actinopteri; Osteoglossiformes; Osteoglossidae
Product: transmembrane protein 236-like
Exons: 4
Coding region: 356-1396 (346 amino acids)
Source: RefSeq, a predicted model, not a curated record